AUCAGAAUUGGUUGAAAAAAACUAUUAAACCAAUAAUAACAUCACCUCUUCAAUUGCCUCUUUGUGACUUCCAAAUGGUAGCCUCACCAAGAAAGAAAUGAGUGUUUGUUGUUUGCAAAUUACAACCUCAUUGAACUUGUGCGUGUCUGAGAAAGCAUAGGGAACUUGAUGAUGAUGACUAUGGGUUCUCUGGCUCGACCAAACUCCCUCUUUUUCCGAACCAGUGGAAGGGCAUUUACCCAUAAAGUAGGGAGCAACAAGGUUGUGUCUUUUCAGAAGUUUACAUGGAAUGGUUCAUUUCCCUCUGAGAAGCUUGAAGUUGAAGCAAGACAGAAGAACAAAGAAGCACCUGUUGUUGUAGUCACCGGAGCCUCCAGAGGCAUUGGCCGUGCCAUUGCACUUUCCUUAGGUAAAGCCGCUUGCAAGGUUUUGGUCAACUAUACCAAGUCAUCCACGCAAGCCGAGGAGGUUUCCAACUUGAUUGAGGCAUUUGGUGGACAAGCUCUUACCUUCGCUGGAGAUGUUUCAAAUGAGGCUGAUGUGGAGUCUAUGAUUAAAACUGCAGUUGAUGCAUGGGGAACUGUUGAUGUAUUAGUGAAUAAUGCAGGAAUUACACGAGAUGGGUUGUUGAUGAGAAUGAAGAAAUCCCAGUGGCAGGACGUUAUUGAUCUGAAUCUUACUGGUGUUUUUCUCUGCAUUCAGGCAGCAGCAAAGAUUAUGACUAUGAAAAAGAAGGGAAGAAUAGUUAACAUUACAUCCGUUAUUGGUCAGGUUGGUAAUGUUGGACAAGCCAACUAUAGUGCUGCAAAGGCAGGGGUAAUUGGCCUCACAAAAAGUGCUGCAAGGGAAUAUGCUAGCAGAAACAUCACUGUUAAUGCAGUAGCCCCUGGAUUUAUUGCAUCUGAUAUGACUGCCAUGCUACGACCAGACAUGGAGAAAAAAAGAUUAGAGUUAAUCCCCUUAGGAAGAUUUGGUCAACCAGAAGAAGUUGCUGGACUUGUGGAAUUCUUGGCUCUUAAUCCUUCUGCUAAUUACAUCACUGGACAGGUGUUCACCAUUGAUGGAGGUAUGGCAAUGUAAGUCUCAGGAACCUGUUUCCGAAUAUAGCAAUUUGAACUUCUUUACAUCACAGUUCAUCGCAGGCCACAGAAUUUCAACUUCUGUCGUAUGGGGAUAGUUUGUCCUAUAAUGUUCUAUGUUCUAUGCCUAAGCUACCUGGUGACUUGUGGUAGAAGUUCAGUUUAGUUUUCUCACAGGUUGCUUCUUCAGAUGAAUUUAGCAUAUCGCUGGUGACUCUUAUGGUCACAUUACAUUUUACAUUUCAUGCAAUUUAUCAUUUUGGUCAUUACCUUUCCUUAAGGACUAGACGCUUGAAUAAUGGAUUUCUGUAUUUUGUUUUUCUCCCAUGGGAGAGGGUGUUUGGUGUUGUCUUUUC
Molecule: messenger RNA, 1435 nt
Organism: Vigna unguiculata (cowpea)
Lineage: Eukaryota; Viridiplantae; Streptophyta; Magnoliopsida; Fabales; Fabaceae
Product: 3-oxoacyl-[acyl-carrier-protein] reductase 4-like
Biological process (GO): fatty acid biosynthetic process
Molecular function (GO): 3-oxoacyl-[acyl-carrier-protein] reductase (NADPH) activity; NAD binding
Source: RefSeq, a predicted model, not a curated record